AUGGCCAUGCCAUUUCGCACGCCCGCAGCUACAGGCGUAGCUUCGUCAUCAAACGCACCUUACACUUCGAAAUCAUCCUUCCUUACAAGCGGUCUAAGCCCGCUUGCGACAUGUGCGCUCAACAACACCGAAGCCAGCUGUUCCAUAUGCCUCGAGCACUACACACGCGAGGAUCCCGCUUCCCAGGUCACUCAAUGCGGUCACAUCUUCCACACACCCUGCAUGACGGAAUGGGUUGAAUCAGGAUCAUCAACAUGUCCCAUGUGCCGUGCACAGCUCUUCACCCCUCCGAUAAAAACCAAGGUGAACAGCAACCACCCAAGGAGGAACAUGUUUGGCAGGCGAUCCAGCGAAAGGAGCAUACCAGGUCUACCAAGGAUGCAUGAGGGAUUCGAUACAUACUCUCAGUGGCGCAUGGGUUCGUUGGGAUUGGGGACAGGAAUGGGGAGUAAUUUUCAGCCGUCGACACCUGAGGCGCCCUUGGACUACUAG
Messenger RNA from Alternaria alternata, 492 nucleotides. RefSeq lists its product as hypothetical. Bases 1 to 492 code for a protein of 163 amino acids. Lineage: Eukaryota; Fungi; Ascomycota; Dothideomycetes; Pleosporales; Pleosporaceae. The transcript has a single exon. The record is from RefSeq and is a predicted model, not a curated record.